AAAAGGCUCAAAGAGAAACUGCUGACCUUAACAAACACCAUGGCUGUCAAUCACUGCAUUUUUCCGUUGGUGUUUCUCUUGCUGGUUGUUGGGUCUUUCGGAAGGCCUUUAUACCCACUUCCCAGUAAAUAUAAAUAUAAUCGUGGAAGUAAACAGCCUUUACAAACUUCUCGUCCGUACAAUAUUGCCCAUCGGGGUUCUAAUGGAGAAAUUCCUGAAGAAACUACACCUGCAUACAUGAGAGCUAUUGAAGAGGGAACAGACUUUAUUGAAACAGAUAUCUUAUCUUCCAAAGAUGGAGUCCUCAUAUGCUUCCACGAUGUGAUACUCGAUCUUACUACCGAUGUUGCGGAACACAAGCAAUUCGCUAACCGUAAAAGGACUUAUGAGGUUCAAGGGUUCAAUGUCACUGGCUUUUUCACCGUUGAUUUCACUCUAAAGGAACUGAAGUCAUUGCGCGUGAAGCAGAGGUAUUCUUUCCGUGAUCAACAAUAUAAUGGAAAGUUUUCUAUUAUUACUUUUGAAGGAUUCAUCGAAAUUGCCCUGGAUGCACCCAGAGUUGUUGGAAUAUAUCCAGAGAUAAAAAAUCCAGUUUUUAUCAACCAGCAUGUGAAGUGGCCACAUGGUAAGAAAUUUGAGGACAUCUUUGUGGAGACACUCCAAAAGUAUGGAUACAAGGGUUCAUAUAUGUCAAAAGAUUGGUUGAAACAACCUGCAUUUAUCCAGUCAUUUGCUCCGACUUCACUUUUACACAUAUCAAAUCUCACAGACUUGCCCAAGAUCUUAUUAAUUGAUGAUAUUACUAUGCCGACUCAAGACACUAAUCAGUCAUAUUGGGAAAUCACCUCCGAUAGUUACUUUGACUACAUCAAAGAUUAUGUGGUGGGGAUUGGGCCUUGGAAGGAUACAGUGGUUCCUGUGGUAAAUAAUUAUUUGCAAGUACCUACCGAUCUGGUGGCUAGAGCGCAUGCUCAUAACCUACAGGUGCAUCCAUACACGUUUAGAAAUGAGAACCAGUUCUUGCACUUGGACUUUCACCAAGACCCGUAUGCAGAGUUUGAUUUCUGGAUUAACCAGAUAGGAAUUGAUGGACUCUUUACAGACUUCACAGGCUGCCUUCACAAUUUCCAGGAGUUUACAUCCUAUAAAGGUGGUGAUGAUCGGAGUGCAUCUAAAUUAUUGCAUGAAAUUGCAAAGUUGGUUUUUUCCUAUAAGAAAGUAUGACAUCUUGUGGAUCGAAUUUUCCUUUUAUUGUCAAUGCACAUUUCUAUGGACAACCUUA
Morus notabilis is the source of this 1282-nucleotide messenger RNA. Its product is annotated as glycerophosphodiester phosphodiesterase GDPD6. Gene Ontology annotation, molecular function: glycerophosphodiester phosphodiesterase activity. Gene Ontology annotation, biological process: lipid metabolic process. Bases 40 to 1224 code for a protein of 394 amino acids. NCBI's taxonomy places the organism in Eukaryota, Viridiplantae, Streptophyta, Magnoliopsida, Rosales, Moraceae. The transcript has 8 exons. The record is from RefSeq and is a predicted model, not a curated record. Gene Ontology annotation, cellular component: vacuole.